AUGAACUCAAGUUCGAAAAAACCACAUAUUCAAGUUCAAACACGACACAAACUCAAGUUCAACAAACGCCACAAACUCAAGUUCAAAAACGAAACAAACUCAAGUAAAAAAAAAACACAAACUCGAGUUCAAACACGACAGGAACUCAAGUUCAAAAAACACACAAACUCAAGUUCACCAAACACGCAACUCAAGUUCAAACACAACAGAAACUCAAGUUCAACAAACGCCACAAACUCAAGUUCAAAAAAGAAACAAACUCAAGUUCAAAAACACAAAAAACUCAACUUCAACCAAUACCCAAUUCUCAAGUUUAACAAUUUCCACAACCUCAAGUUCAAACACGAAACAAACUCAAGUUAA
Xyrichtys novacula (pearly razorfish) is the source of this 363-nucleotide messenger RNA. NCBI's taxonomy places the organism in Eukaryota, Metazoa, Chordata, Actinopteri, Labriformes, Labridae. The record is from the annotation of a GenBank genome assembly.